AAUACAGGCCCUCAGUCACAGCCCCUCACACUCCCACAGACACACACACACACACAGUCAUGACUGAUCAGGUAAGCAGCACCAGUGUGAGACUCAGGAAAGGCAGAGCAAUGGAGAGAAAGAUGGAGACGGAGGAGAUGAGGGAAGACAAGAGGACUACAGAGGGGGCAGUGAAUGGGGCAGCGAAUGGAGACACAGCUGUGAUGAGCAAUGGAGCAUCAGAGAACGAAAAACCCGAGGUGAUGGAGCUGCCACCCUUCCAAAUCAUCACAGGGGACAGAAUCGAUCCCUUCUUCUUCAAGUUCCAGUACAAGAAUGUGGAAUACUCUUCCGGUCGGAAUAAAACCUUCCUGUGCUACCUGGCGAAUGAGGUGCGUGGUGCAGGUGAGGAGGCUAUACUGCGGGGAUAUGUGGAGGACGAACACAGUGGCGGCGAUCACGCAGAGGACGCCUUCUUCCGUCUCGUGCUUCCCGGCUACGACGCCUCCGCCCGCUACAGCGUCACCUGGUACGUCUCCUCCAGCCCCUGUCCCUCCUGCGCCUCCAAGUUGGCCGAGAUCCUGCGAGAACGCCAAACACUGCGCCUCACCAUCUUCUCGGCCCGUCUGUUCGAGUGGGAGGAGCCGGAGGUGAGAGCGGGGCUGAAAGCGCUCGCAGGGGCAGGCUGUAAGCUGCGCAUGAUGAAGCCGCUAGACUUCUCAUACACAUGGGACACAUUUGUGGAACAUGACGGCCAGCGCUUUGAACCAUGGGAGGACUGUCAGGAAAACUACGAGUACUACCAGGAAAAACUGGCCGACAUCCUGCAGUGACCGAUCCAAACAGGAAGUUAAAGAUUGGAGUAGCAGAUGGCUUAUACUGUGUGUGUGUGUGUGUCUGUCCUUCUACUUUUAAAUUUACUUCAAGAUCCUGAAACAUUUUGUUCUAUCACAUGUUAGAAUUGAUGUAAUGUUAGUGCAUGUUGUAUCUUCAUGUUUAUCUCUAACCUCCGGUGAUGUUUACAGCCGUGUGCUGAUAUUCCUCUCUCACUCCUCCAUAAUCAGACCACACCUUAUCCUGGUUUACAGUAACGUCACAUGUUUAUCACUCCUGAGGACCGUGUGUGUGUGUGUGCUGAGAAACAGUACAGUACUGAGAGUUCAGUACUACAACUCCACUGUCCUGCCUGGGGUCCAGCUGA
This is a messenger RNA of Hemibagrus wyckioides, 1180 nucleotides long. It is a transcript of the gene apobec2a, whose product is annotated as apolipoprotein B mRNA editing enzyme, catalytic polypeptide-like 2a. Gene Ontology annotation, biological process: cytidine to uridine editing. Gene Ontology annotation, cellular component: cytoplasm; nucleus. Lineage: Eukaryota; Metazoa; Chordata; Actinopteri; Siluriformes; Bagridae. The transcript has 3 exons. The record is from RefSeq and is a predicted model, not a curated record. The coding region runs from base 60 to 812 and encodes 250 amino acids. Gene Ontology annotation, molecular function: cytidine deaminase activity; RNA binding.